Menidia menidia (Atlantic silverside) is the source of this 2082-nucleotide messenger RNA. Lineage: Eukaryota; Metazoa; Chordata; Actinopteri; Atheriniformes; Atherinopsidae. The record is from the annotation of a GenBank genome assembly.
AUCACCAGAGCCCUUUCAGCUGUUUAAGUGGUGAAAGGCGACAUAAUCUCCUCACAAGAAGAACUAGACUGAGAUUGUGAGACGCAGGAGAAAAAAAAAACUAGAAAGGCGCACAAAAGGAGGACAGCAGAAGUCUUGGGAGCAGCAUGUUAAAACCCCAGCAACACAGUGACUUUGUCAUGAGCAACUUCCCUCCUGUUUUUGGGAAGCCGUGGUUCUGGCAGCGCAACAGCAGCUCCAUGGAGGGGACGCGCAGCCUGGCGCAGGUCAUCAUGGAGAUGCGCGACGAGAUCAAGAAGCUGGAGGCCGAGAACCGGGAGCUGCGUGGAGACCAGGGCCAUGGUUCAGUGGGAAUCACGCCAGAAGAACCCGGUGCGAGUGAGCAGGAGGAAACGGUGGAGAACCCUUACGUGAACCUGAGACGAAACGCGUCUGCGCCGGUCCUGGAGCGACAAUACAAAGACAACAUGGUCAUGACUGUCCGAAGGUACUCUACAAGCGCCAACCUGGAAAAUGCAAAGUCUAGUAACUCUGGAUGGGGGAGACUGCAGGAGGAAAUCCAGCAUGGGAAUGAAAUAUCAGCAAAACAAGAAGUGGAGAAAGUCACCAACCGACACUCUCUGCAGGAAUGUGUGCAUAAAAACAGGGCCAAAGUGAAAACUGUCACCUUCCUUCUACCUGUUGAUGAUAUUUACACCAGCCGGCCCGUUCUGACCAAACACUUGGAGGAACCCAAACUCACUGGUCUGGCUUCCAUAGCCGAUGCCGACUCCUGAGGGAAGAAUUUCCAGACUUUGGAUGCGAAAAAAUGGAACGCGAUGCAGACAAAACCGAAACUCUGCAACUGGAGCCAAGUGAGCUGCCUUAUUUAGGUCAAUCUAGAUUGGACUCUUAAUGAGUAAGCCAGUAGACUGAUUUGUAUCACACCUGACCGCAAAAACAGAAUACUCUAGUUACACGUGUUGUUUUCAUUGGCAAUGGCUAUCCAGGCCCGGGCAGCAGUGAUGAGACACAGGCCCCUCUGCAGAGAGGAUCAUGUAUCGGAACACCUUUCCCAACCUGAGCUGCUCACGGUGACACACAUACCUGCAGGUGACAGCCCUUCCACGGACAGUUGUGGUCGCUGACUCAGGCCUCGUGAGCAACGUCGCAUCCAUCAAUUAUACAUAGUUGUUCCUCUUUCCAGUGAAACGGAUGGACGCGAGGUCAUGUGAUGUGACCUGUUUAUUAACAAUGCCCCUAAAGACUUUUUUUUCCACAAACACUAUGGCGUAGUCUGCUUGAAAGCGUUAUACAUUGUUUUAAAUAUGGUGGUCCAUGCCAUAUUCAAAUAUCUUAAGUUAAACCUGCAUCAUUAUUAUUUUCUCCAUUUUUAAAAAGCUUGUUGUUGCUAUUAAGUUUCCGUGGAAUUAAGAGCCCUGUCAAAAUAACGCGUAUACUUUAAAAUGAAAUAAGUGAAUAUUAAUUUGUUAUGUAGACAUACAUUUAAACUUAGAUGCAAAGACUUGACAAUUGAUAAAAAUGUUUUGGUUACGUAUCCUAAAACUUUUACCUUUUUGUCAAAUAUUACAUGCAAAGGAAAAACUAAGCAAAAGCGCUUGAGGUCUGCUUUGGGUUACGGGCUAUAAUGCAUUCACACAAAGCACAAGAAUUGGCUAAAAUCUGGGCCAAAAGAUUCCAACUUUCUCAAGUUCAUGCACCAUUACGUGCAUAAAAUGUUCUGCUGGAAGUCUUUUGCACAACUAUGAGAGGUCUCUUCAGCCACAAUUCAAUCUUGGUGUUACAUGUAAUAUCAUACUCACUCUCACACACACACACCAUCAUUCUCUCUCACACACACCAUUCAACACUGAGGGUAUCUGUCUGGGUUGCUCUCUUCUCUUUCCUGGUCCUGCUCUAACUGCUCUGUCACAUGUCCCUGUAGAGGCCUGGCUCUCAGUCAGUUCUACUGUAUUUAACACUCCUCUUCCUCCUGCCCAUCCAGAGGUGUGUCUGACAGACUGGAAUUAUUUGCUCUUUUGCAUCAGAAUCAUUGGCAUCCCUCCUCUAACUGCCUGAUGAGCUCUUCCCAAUCUUGAAAAG